AUGGCAAACGAUUGUUAUUCUUCUUUUCACAAUCAACUCUAUUUGUUACCAACCAGCGAAGUAUCUCUCGUGAAUUUUUAUGCCAAUCAAGUUAUUCAAAAAUCUUUAUUACCGAUUAAAUUAACCGCCUUUUCUCAUUGUUUUCGCCGUGAAGCCGGCGCCGCUGGACGAGACAAUCGAGGACUGGUACGUUUACAUGAAUUUCAAAAAGUGGAAAUUGUGCGUUUAGUUCAAGCGAAAAAUUCAUAUGAGCAUUUAGAAGAAAUGAAAAAAAGAUGUUUGUUGCAUGCUUUGAAUGGGUCCGGACUGGCUAUUGAUCGUUUGUUUGCGGCUUUAUUAGAAAACCAUUAUGACGAAAAAACGAAUAAACACUGCCAGUUCCGCCUCCGAAAUAAUUUUAGGACUAUACGAUUGAACCGAAAGACCACAGCCGCCUUCGUCUAA
This is a messenger RNA of Acanthaster planci (crown-of-thorns starfish), 444 nucleotides long. Its product is annotated as serine--tRNA ligase-like. The record is from RefSeq and is a predicted model, not a curated record. Lineage: Eukaryota; Metazoa; Echinodermata; Asteroidea; Valvatida; Acanthasteridae.